AUGUUUCUCCACCUCCCGAUUCUCCUUCUAAUCUCCUCGCAAGUCUUCGCCGAACCUGCGCAUCCCCUCAUUUCUCAUGAGGAGGCCCAAUUUGUGGCCUAUACUCUAAUGCGGGCCACUGAAUCCGCAGGCCCGACUGUCGAAAAAUUGGGCCGGAUUUUGAAGGAUCCAUUCAUUGUCAAAAACAAUGUUGAGAAAACCGUCAAGGAUUUUGUGAAAUAUCUCAAAGAUCUUUAUCGAAAUCGAGAAGCCAGUGAUGACACGAUUCUGAGACAAGAACAAGAAGAUAUCGGAUAUUUUGAGGAUCGCAAAGCGAUUCUCUACUAUCGCACCAAACAAUUUCAACCCGAGAAAUUUGAGAGAGUUUACAAUGAGCAAGACGGAGCUGAAUUCAAAAAUUGGGCCCGAAAACAGCACGCGGAAACGAUGCCGUUCAAUGCGGAACGGAAGAAGUUCUUGAAUGAUAUCAUACACGAUGUUCAAUUGAUGGCUGGAUCUUUCAACUUCACCUUCAAAUAUCAAGAACAUUCAGAUGUUUACAGAGUUGUGGAAUUUGAGAAAAGUUUUUAUAUCGAAGAAAUUCAAUUUGAUGUGGAUGGGAAUAAUAGAUUUUUCUAG
Messenger RNA from Caenorhabditis angaria, 618 nucleotides. The record is from the annotation of a GenBank genome assembly. NCBI's taxonomy places the organism in Eukaryota, Metazoa, Nematoda, Chromadorea, Rhabditida, Rhabditidae.